Gymnogyps californianus (California condor) is the source of this 2490-nucleotide messenger RNA. RefSeq names its product membrane magnesium transporter 1 (gene MMGT1). Gene Ontology annotation, cellular component: Golgi apparatus; EMC complex; early endosome. Lineage: Eukaryota; Metazoa; Chordata; Aves; Accipitriformes; Cathartidae. The record is from RefSeq and is a predicted model, not a curated record.
AUGGCGGCCGCCUCGGUGUGGAAGGGGCUGGUGGGGCUCGGCCUCUUCGCCCUGGCCCACGCGGCCUUCUCGGCGGCGCAGCAUCGUUCUUAUAUGAGAUUAAGAAAAGAAGAUGAAACGUUGCCCGUAGAUAUAGUUCUUCAGACUCUGUUAGCCUUUGCAGUUACCUGCUAUGGGAUAGUACAUAUCGCAGGAGAAUUUAAAGAUAUGGAUGCCACUUCAGAACUAAAAAAUAAGACGUUUGACACAUUAAGGAACCAUCCGUCUUUUUAUGUAUUUAAUCAUCGUGGUAGAGUAUUGUUCCAGUCCCCAGACACAGUGAAUUCUUCUUCAAACCAAGAUGCUUUGUCAUCCAGCUCGUCACUGAAAUUUCGAAAACUUGAACCUCUGCGCCGCUAAGACUUUUACAGAUUAUAAUAAUAAUCCAGGACACUGAGAUGUAAUAUUCAAGUCGGGGAUGUAAACACUUUUUUAAUUUCUGGAGCAGUAUUUAUAUUGAUCUUCCAGACUUUAUAAAGUAUAUAUAUAUAAACUAAGGACCUUCUUUGUACACUGUUAAUGAAAAUGACUGAAUUGUGAAUUGGCAAUGCAGUGUAAAUUAUUCUACAGUUAUGCUGUGAAACACAUCUUCAAAUUUUCAUAUAUUAAAAUGAGUUGCAGCUGUCUUCAGUUAAAACAAAAAGCAAGCUAGUUUUUACUGCAAUUAAUGUUCUUUGACAAGAGGGAAUGUUUGAGUGCUAUUUAUUUUCUCAGUUUGCUUGCACUACAGUUUAUGGAACUCCUUCAGAAAUACUGUGUGCACUGCAUCACUUAACAGCAGGAAAAGGGGCAGCGUCUCCUGUUCCUAGAAUGCCUAGGAGACCUGCAUGGUGUAGGCACGGGAAGUCAAAAAGAUUGCUUUCAUUUUUACUUUUUUACAAUGCUGAAAAAUAGUUGUGUGAAGGGUUUUGGUUUUUUUUCCUAGUUUUUCAUUAUCACGUUAUUUCCUUGUUGCCCUCCUUUGUUUAAAUGUAAACUGUCCUAUGUUGCCCCACAUUGCCUGGGAUGUGGCUGUACGUUCGGUGCCUGUGGCGGGGAGGCAGCUCGCGUCUGAUCACGUAGAUAAUCUACCAUGCUCAGCUUGUUUACUCGCUGUAUUUAUGUUCUCUUUGGUUGUGAAUAUGGGAAUGUUCAUCAGAUGGCUGAAUGCUGUGUUGGCACCAGAUACAAGUUCCCGAGUCAUCUUCUAUGAGAAGUAUUUAAGUAUCAAUAAGAAAUAAGCAUUCUGUCAGUGGUCCAGGGGUAGGGUCCAGCAGCUGGGUCUGUUUGCUGGCACUAGUACAGUACAGGUAGUCAGCCCGUCAUGGUACAGCUACCCCCUUUUCUGCCAACAGAGCCUUUCAAUUUGAUUUCUUUUUUCCAGCUGAGCCCUUCGUUGAUUUAAGAUUACUAUCUUGAUUUCGUGUAUUAGGACAAGUGAUACAGUCCUUAACUCUUACUGACGUCUAAAUUCUCAUCUCCCCUUAGGGGCUGAAUCAAUGCUGAAAUUUCUCUUGGUCUGGCAUUUCACCUACCUGACAUAGCAAAGGGAUGGUAGUUCGAGACACUGAUGGGGCCAGCUAGAAUUUUGCCUGGUCUGAGGAUGUCUCACUGCCGCCGUGGAAACUCAGCCUUUUGUCCUAGCAUCUGUUUUUUUUUUUUUUUAAACUGGUAAGCACUGUCAAAGGCAAAAAGCUUAGCAAAAAUACUGUGUAAACCGAAGCCUCUUUUUCUAGCUCUGCCCAUCCUAUGGAGUGGGUGCCCCAGUGCUAGAGCAAUACCCGUAGCUGCUGCUCUACAAUCACUCUUAAGCAUCUGGGUUUGGUUAGAAAGGGUUACGCUGCCAGCUGAAAGCAUCUGAGCUGCCGGAUUACUUCCUAAAGUGUCCUGGUUCCCCCCUAGCUGGUGUCACAAAUCAGCUCCUGCCAGCUGCUGUCACCAAAGGCCUCAAAAAUAGUAAGUAUCAGGUCAGCUCUCUAUUGCGGACAGAGCUCUUCCCUUGGGGAAGAGGGCUGCUGUGCGGCAGCCGCUGCGCGGAGGAAAGGGCUGAACAUUGGCCAGGUGACCUUGCGAGGCACAGAGGAAAGACAGAAUUAGCGGAGGGAGGGAGAAGCAAGGCAGAAGGUCAGUAACCACUGUACCAGACUGGUACUGCAACUGUGGUUGGCAGUGAGCCAUUUACAGAGGGUCUCUUAGAGCAGGGCUGCUUACCCUUGAUGUCUAAGAAGCCCCAUUUGUGCUACUGUAAGGCUACGCGGACCUGCCUGAGGCGGAAGGUGCUGCUGUGGGACAGGGCGAGUGGAAAACAUCAUCCGCUUCUCAGAGCGGGUCCUGCUAGGAACACCCUGUUGGCUGCGUCAGGUCUCUUCACGUGACAAGUAGCCUUACCCUUCAGCAGCAAUGGUUAUAUCACAAAGCUGUACAAAUUAUUUUUUCUUACUGAUCUCGCAAUGUCCAAUAAAAAUUGAUAUC